CAAUGUCAGAUUUCAAGCAGCAAUUGGAAGCAUUCAGCUCAAAGGCCGAAGAUAUUGUUGACCGAAUUGGACAGCCUCUCAAACCAUAUAUCCCUGUCAUUGCCCGCUUCCUCAUCGUUGCCACUUUCCUCGAAGACACUCUUCGUAUUUUUAUGCAAUGGUCUGAGCAGGUUUCAUUUAUGGAAGAGUCUCGAGGCUUUCCCAGUGGCAUCAGCCACUUGUUCCUUGCUCUUAAUAUCAUUGUCAUGCUGGCAGGUUCUGGUCUAGUGAUUGCAAAGAAGCAUCAAGAUUACGCAAUCUACGGCUUGAUUGGCGUAGUAGUGGCUCAAGCAUUCGGCUAUGGCUUGAUUUUUAACCUCUCAUUUUUCUUGCGUAACCUCUCGGUCUUAGGUGGCCUUCUCAUGGUUUUAUCAGACUCUUUGUCUAAGCGCAAGCAGAUGUUCGCUGCUCUCCCUCAAAUAUCGGAGAACAACCGCCGUACCUACCUUCAGUUGGCUGGUCGUAUUCUCUUGAUCUUCCUCUUCAUCGGCUCGGCAUUCCAUGGUGACUGGUCACUUACCCGCGUUCUAGUCUCGGUGUUUGGUUUGAUAGCAUGUGUCAUGGUGGCUGUUGGAUUCAAGGCCAAGUGGUCUGCAAUGUUCCUUGUCUUGUUCUUGUCAAUUCUUAAUGUCGUCAUCAACAACUUUUGGUCUGUACAGCACAGCUAUUUCAAGCGUGAUUUCUUGAAGUAUGACUUCUUCCAGACUUUGUCGACUGUUGGUGGUUUCUUGCUCUUGGUCAGCACUGGUCCCGGAGGCUACUCAAUUGACGAGAAGAAGAAGGCUUUCUAAUAUGAAGAAGAAGAAUAUGGGUCCCUUAAUUUUCUUAUAUUAAAAAAAGUCAGGAAAUAGUAUAGUGGAGGUGUACAAAUGUAUAUUCUGUUUCUUGUUUCAUGUUUUUGCAUUUCAUAUCUAUAUCUUUAUUUUAAUAAUGGAUUUAGUAAUAUAAGAUAAGCCUAGGCUUGUCAAUCAAUAUCUACCUGGCUUUAUCUAUUUACAUAUCUAUAUUUUGUUUGUUAGUAUGUGUGCGUUUUUUUUGAAGUACUUUCAUUAGGGGUUACCAAUUAAAUUUAGAAGGGUUAGAUGUGAUUGAUUAUU
This is a messenger RNA of Phycomyces blakesleeanus NRRL 1555(-), 1136 nucleotides long. RefSeq lists its product as hypothetical. The annotation marks the transcript as partial. Gene Ontology annotation, biological process: Golgi organization. The transcript has 2 exons. Lineage: Eukaryota; Fungi; Mucoromycota; Mucoromycetes; Mucorales; Phycomycetaceae. The record is from RefSeq and is a predicted model, not a curated record. Gene Ontology annotation, cellular component: endoplasmic reticulum; membrane; endoplasmic reticulum-Golgi intermediate compartment.